Penicillium chermesinum is the source of this 579-nucleotide messenger RNA. Its product is annotated as Ribosome biogenesis protein RLP24. Gene Ontology annotation, biological process: ribosomal large subunit biogenesis. Gene Ontology annotation, cellular component: nucleolus. The transcript has 2 exons. The record is from RefSeq and is a predicted model, not a curated record. The coding region runs from base 1 to 579 and encodes 192 amino acids. NCBI's taxonomy places the organism in Eukaryota, Fungi, Ascomycota, Eurotiomycetes, Eurotiales, Aspergillaceae.
AUGCGUGUGGAAACCUGUCACUUCUGCUCACGUCCGGCCUUCCCGGGCAAGGGCAUCACAUUCGUUCGCAAUGACGCCCGCCAAUUUCGAUUCUGCCGGUCGAAGUGCCACAAGAACUUCAAGAUGAAGCGCCAGCCGCGCAAGCUGAAGUGGACCAAGAGCCACCGCGCCGCCAAGGGCAAGGAGAUGAUCGUCGAUUCAUCGCUUGUGCUGUCCCAGUUCGCCAAGAAGCGCAACGUCCCCGUCAAGUACGAUCGCAACGUGGUGGCCGCCACCAUCCAGGCCAUGCAGCGUGUGGAGGAGAUCCGACAGAAGCGAGAGAGAGUUUUCACCAAGCGCCGCCUGGCCGGCAAGCUGGCCCGGGACCGCCAGCGCGAGGCGGACCGCAAGGUUGUUGCGGAGGGCGAGCAUCUUAUUCGCAAGGAGCUGCGGGAGCGCGAGGAGGGCAGGCCUAUGGUGGCCGAGCAAAGCAAGGCUGCCAACCGGGUUCACGGAGAGGACAGGUUGGAGAAGCAGCAGAAGAAGAAGUCGAGGCUUUUGGUGGAUGGCGGUGUGCAGGAGGAGAUGGAUAUCGACUGA